ACCCCCCCCCCCCCCCACCCCCCCCCCCCCCCACCCCCCCCCCCCCCCACCCCCCCCCCCCCCCACCCCCCCCCCCCCCCACCCCCCCCCCCCCCCACCCCCCCCCCCCCCCACCCCCCCCCCCCCCCACCCCCCCCCCCCCCCACCCCCCCCCCCCCCCACCCCCCCCCCCCCCCACCCCCCCCCCCCCCCACCCCCCCCCCCCCCCACCCCCCCCCCCCCCCACCCCCCCCCCCCCCCACCCCCCCCCCCCCCCACCCCCCCCCCCCCCCACCCCCCCCCCCCCCCACCCCCCCCCCCCCCCACCCCCCCCCCCCCCCACCCCCCCCCCCCCCCACCCCCCCCCCCCCCCACCCCCCCCCCCCCCCACCCCCCCCCCCCCCCACCCCCCCCCCCCCCCACCCCCCCCCCCCCCCACCCCCCCCCCCCCCCACCCCCCCCCCCCCCCACCCCCCCCCCCCCCCACCCCCCCCCCCCCCCACCCCCCCCCCCCCCCACCCCCCCCCCCCCCCACCCCCCCCCCCCCCCACCCCCCCCCCCCCCCACCCCCCCCCCCCCCCACCCCCCCCCCCCCCCACCCCCCCCCCCCCCCACCCCCCCCCCCCCCCACCCCCCCCCCCCCCCACCCCCCCCCCCCCCCACCCCCCCCCCCCCCCACCCCCCCCCCCCCCCACCCCCCCCCCCCCCCACCCCCCCCCCCCCCCACCCCCCCCCCCCCCCACCCCCCCCCCCCCCCACCCCCCCCCCCCCCCACCCCCCCCCCCCCCCACCCCCCCCCCCCCCCACCCCCCCCCCCCCCCACCCCCCCCCCCCCCCACCCCCCCCCCCCCCCACCCCCCCCCCCCCCCACCCCCCCCCCCCCCCACCCCCCCCCCCCCCCACCCCCCCCCCCCCCCACCCCCCCCCCCCCCCACCCCCCCCCCCCCCCACCCCCCCCCCCCCCCACCCCCCCCCCCCGAUGCAGCGAUGGCAGGAGCUAAGAAUAGGCAGAGCUGCGCUGAGCCAGCCGUCCAGCCUGGCAACCGAGGAGAAGUGCCAAGUCGACUUUGUUCCGAGGAUCUGAGACAGCACAGCUUCAUCCUGAUCGUCUCACGGGAGCCGCCGGGUCAACGGCUAACAAGCAGCUUCAGCGAAUUUGGCAGGCCCAAGUUCCUUGGUUCUGUGACGGGCUUUGGCUCCCACGGGCUUUCGCCUCUCAGGAAAUCCAAAGCCCUUCUGGCUUCCUGGUUCCAAGAGGCCAGGACUCCUGACCAUUAUUUUAUGAAGGUGGACCCUGGGCCCGCCAGGAUCUGUCAAGAUAAGAGCGCUUCCCGGCCUGCUCUUGGCACUCCGCCUCAAGAGACGAGAAGAAAUGCGAGCUAG
This is a messenger RNA of Sphaerodactylus townsendi, 1362 nucleotides long. Its product is annotated as basic proline-rich protein-like. The transcript has 4 exons. The annotation marks the transcript as partial. NCBI's taxonomy places the organism in Eukaryota, Metazoa, Chordata, Lepidosauria, Squamata, Sphaerodactylidae. The record is from RefSeq and is a predicted model, not a curated record.